GCUACCGAAUUUCCUUUGUCCUCCUUCACUGGAACUAGUCUCUCGAUGAGCUGGCCACGUGAUGUUCCAUCUAAUUGCAAUUUUUCUCGUGUAAAUAUUCUUGAAGGACUACCAUUUCCA
Messenger RNA from Racocetra persica, 120 nucleotides. Lineage: Eukaryota; Fungi; Glomeromycota; Glomeromycetes; Diversisporales; Gigasporaceae. The record is from the annotation of a GenBank genome assembly.